AUGGCCGCAAAGAACCUUCCCCCGGCGUUCAACGCCAGUGCUCAGGACAUCGAGAUGCUGCUGUCCGCCCAGUGCCACAUCGGCGCAAAGAACCUCCAAGUCCACAUGGAGCCAUACCUGUGGAAGACUCGCCCAGACGGCGUCAAUGUCAUCAACAUUGGCAAGACCUGGGAGAAGAUCGUCCUCGCAGCUCGCAUCAUCGUCGCCAUUGACAACCCAGCCGACGUUGCCGUCAUCUCUGCCCGUCCAUACGGCCAGCGUGCUGUCCUCAAGUUCGCUGCCCACACCGGUGCCUCUCCCAUCGCUGGUCGCUUCACCCCCGGUAACUUCACGAACUACAUCACCCGCUCUUUCAAGGAGCCACGCCUGAUCAUCGUGACCGACCCGCGCACCGACGCCCAGGCCAUCAAGGAGGCUUCCUACGUCAACAUCCCCGUCAUCGCCCUCACUGACACCGACUCGCCCACCGAGUACGUCGACGUGGCCAUCCCAACCAACAACAAGGGUCGUCACGCCAUUGGUCUUGUCUGGUGGAUGCUCGCCCGUGAGGUCCUCCGUCUCCGUGGCACUCUCGCCAGCCGUGAGGCCGAGUGGGAUGUCAUGACCGAUCUGUACUUCUACCGCGACCCAGAGGCCGAGGAGAACAAGGAUAGCGCUGGUCAAGAGGAGAGCAAGGUCCCAGGUGCGGACGAGGUUGGCCCAGCUGCCGUCGAGAGCGGAUUCAACAACGAGUGGGAGGUUGGCAACGCUGGCUCUAGCGCCUUCGCCGCUGCCAGUGGUACUGGUGGUGCUGCCGCGGCUUCGACUUGGGACGCUGAGGGUGCCGACUGGGCUGCUGCCAGUGCUCCAGUCGAGACCGGCAACCAGGGCUGGGCUGCUGAUGCGCCUGGAGAGGCUACCGCAGACGCCCCCGCCACUCAGUGGUAG
Zasmidium cellare ATCC 36951 is the source of this 927-nucleotide messenger RNA. RefSeq lists its product as uncharacterized. NCBI's taxonomy places the organism in Eukaryota, Fungi, Ascomycota, Dothideomycetes, Mycosphaerellales, Mycosphaerellaceae. Gene Ontology annotation, molecular function: structural constituent of ribosome. Gene Ontology annotation, cellular component: 90S preribosome; cytosolic small ribosomal subunit; ribosome. The transcript has 2 exons. Gene Ontology annotation, biological process: ribosomal small subunit assembly; cytoplasmic translation. Bases 1 to 927 code for a protein of 308 amino acids. The record is from RefSeq and is a predicted model, not a curated record.